GACUGAAAUUUUUUUGGAGAUUCUAUAAUGUUGUGAAAUAAAAUACGGAAAAACAAAAAAUUAAAAAAUUAAUUAAACCCAGAGUAAAAAAUGUAAUUUUUUAUAAUAGGAAAGAAUACAGUGCAUUUCAUUUGUGAUAUAUGUGAGAGUUCGUGGGCUCCAUGAAUAUAAAGAAAAGGGAGUUUUGCGGAACAUGUUCUGUUUUCCAGUUUUAUAGAAUAUAUUAAAAAUUUAGUCGUAUGCACGGAGUAGUUUAAUAUUAUUUUUAAGACGGAUAUGCGCAUUAAACUUUAUGCAACAGAACGUUACAUGAAGGGAAAAACAGAAAAGAAGAAAAAUCAAAUAAACAAAUUAAUAAUAAUAAUUUGAAAACUGUUGUGUGUGUGCAUGGGUGCAUGCGUAUCAAUAUAACAAUAUAAUUAUUCUCCGUUUGCUUCUAAACGACAAAAUGUGGAUAGAACCAAAAGAAUUGUUAAUAUCAUCACCUCUCUGGACCCAUGAAAAAUGUUCCAAAUACUUUGUUUUACAAAAACGCCGAGGUCAUGGUGAAUCCGGCUUAAGUUCUUUGCUGGUUGGCACAAUUGACAGCGUAUUUGAUACGAAACCAGCACCGUAUCGUAUUUUGCAUCGGACGCCUAACUCGGAAGUCUUCUAUGAAGUCGCUAUUGGUCUUACGCGCAUUGAAAUCCACAACGAUUGGGAAUGGCUUACGCAGAAUCUCUUCGAGGUACUGAAUGAUAUGGAAAGCGAAGAUGAGAUAACCAAUUUUACUAUGUGUAAAAUAAAAUCGCUUCACGCUCAAAACAAUCAAAAUGAAACGGGCGAUACGGCCGAUUUUAAAGUGGUUCAAUCCAAUUUUCGUAGGUAUUUCAAAAUGCCCGAAGAAGAACAUUUGGUCAAUUAUUACAAAUGCACUUAUGUAAAAAAUAAAAUACCACGACAAGGGCACUUGUAUAUAUCUUUAAACCAUAUUUGCUUCUACUCGUACAUGCUGGGACAAGAGACAAAACUGGUUAUACGUUUGUCGGAAUUGGAAGAUAUAUCACGCAGCAGUAAUAUUAUCUAUUUGAAAACUAUUAAUGGCAUGCAAUAUAAUUUUACCAUAUUGUUUAACUCGACUGAAGCCUACGAGUUUAUAGAACUAUUAAAUGGCAUGGCGAUGCAACAGAUAAUACAGGAUCCUGAAAGUCCUAUAAUCGAUCAUGAUCCGUUAUUAGUGCAACGUUUAAAUCGUAAGACAUCAAAAAAGCCAACAUUGUGUCUUGAUUUAGUAGCUCGACAGAAAUCUGAGGAAUAUCGCGCGUACUUUCGUUUGCCACAACGAGAGAUUAUUGAUGGGACUAUAAAAGCUAAUCUGUGGACACCAUAUUCAAAGAGUUAUGUGGGCGGUAGCAUUUAUUUAUCCAAUAAUUUCUUUUGCUUUAGCAGUGAUGUGAAAGAUUUCGUUAGUGUCGUUAUACCGUUAAAAGUUAUUAAGAGCGUUGAGAAAAAGGAUGAUGAUCCCCAUCGUUCUGGAAAUAAUAUUGUAAUAAUAACUUCUGAAAAUGUUCCGUUCAUAUUUUCAUAUAUUGCUGAUCGCGAGGUGUUGCUUACAAAAAUUACCGAUUUACUAAGCAGAUUUCAUGUGCCCAAAAAUCGCGAACGACCGAAAUAUGAUAUAUCGUGGAGUAAACAGGCAGCUCUCAUCAAUAAUCAUACAACCGAAUUCACACCUGAAAUGGAGGAAAAACAAAAUGAGAAAUUGGCUCGUUGGGAAUCACAUUUUCGCGAUUAUGGGCGUGGUAUUUCAAUGUUUCGCACAACGGCUGUUAUAAAUUUAAUAGCCGAAGGCAUUCCCGACAAAUUAAGGCAAGAGAUUUGGUUAAUAUUUUCGGGGGCAAUACAUGAAAAGGAAAUGAAUCCCGGUUUAUAUGAGGAUUUAGUAGAAAAGGCUGCAUGCCUUAAACAUUGCUCAGUACAUGAUGAAAUUGAACGCGAUUUAAGACGAUCAUUACCUGAGCAUCCCGCUUUUCAACAUGACGACGGUUUGGGUGCGUUAAAACGCGUCCUUCAAGCCUACGCUUUACGCAAUCCCCAUGUGGGCUACACGCAAGCAAUGAACAUUGUAACGUCCGUAUUCUUGUUAUUCUGCGAUGAAGAGAAUGCUUUCUGGAUGUUGGCUACGCUAUGUGAAAAUUUAUUACCCGACUAUUAUAAGGAUAAAGUAGUAGGAGCUCAGAUUGAUCAAGGUGUUUUAAAUGAAUUGGUCAAACAUUAUCUGCCUGAUUUGCAUAAUCAUCUUGACAGAUUAGAUACAAUAGGUAUGAUAUCCUUAUCAUGGUUUCUAACUAUUUUCAUUAGCGUUAUUUCCUAUGAGAGUUCAUUGCACAUCAUUGACUGUUUUUUUUAUGAUGGAGCGAAAGUCAUAUUUCUUAUCGCUUUGCAAAUACUUGAUUGGAAUCGUGAAAAACUUUUAAAUUGUAACGAUGACGGCGAAGCGAUGUUAGUACUCACACGUUUCCUGGAGGGCAUUUAUAAUCCAGAUUAUCAUUCGCCAUUGGCCAAUGAUAAACGCAAAGUGAAACGCACGCAAACAGUUCAAACUCUCAUACAUGCAGCCUAUACUAGAUUUGGCGAGAUAACGUUACAGCGCAUACAAGAGCUGCGCAAUAAACAUCGUCGUCUCACCAUUCGCAAAUUUGAUUUAGAUAACGAAGUUACUAUAGUAAAAUUCCACAUGGACAACAUGUAUUUCAAUAGCGAAGAGUUGCGCAUGCUUUUGCGCAUAAUACGUGAAGAGAAGCAAGCCUAUCGUAAGGCUCAUCAACAAAAACAACAAAUUCAUGUUGGAGAAUCACCCAUUUUAGUGCAAAUAGCUGGCGAUUCGCCUUGUCGUCAGAAACUGGCUUUACCAGAAGGGAAUUGCAGUCGUGCCGAAGCCUACAGUGUAGACUUUGACACAUAUCGUGUUCUCUUCUACGAAUUGACACCGUGGCGUUCCUGUGUUACAGUUGACUUGGCAGAGAAAUUGUUUAGAUUGGCAGAUAAAAAAAGUACUGGCCUUUUAGAUUUCUCGCAAAUUCUCAAUUCCUUGGGCUUAGUGUGUUCAAGUAAAUACACUGAGAAAUUGAAACUUUUGUAUAUAUUACAUUUGCCACCGUUACUGUCUAAAGCGGAGAUUGAUCAAGUGCGCAAACCUCGAAUAAAAACCGAAGAAAAUACCGAAGAAGCUAUAGAAGCUGAAGACUUUUUCGGUGACGAUCCCUCAGAAUCUAUUGAGGCUUUGCCUUCGCCAACGGACAAUAAUUUCGAUGAGAAUGAUUACGCUUUAAUUACAGCUACACAGCGUUUGCGUUCACUGGCUGGCAUGUCUAACAAUCCACUAAUGGAUUUAAAAAAAAACCCAAAUUUAUCGUUAGCCAACUCAAAUAACUCUUCAAUGGCCGUUAAUGCACGAACGUCAACUUUUUACGUAGAUCUGUCUGAAGAUGAACACAGUACUCCGCCAUCUCAACGUAUUGUCGAAACGGCUCAUUCGCAAAACGGUGCAAGUGCACCUCUAAAUACUUUACAAAAGCAAGGCCGUUUUGAAUCGAUUGACACAUUUUCUGAUAUUUCUGAUUUGGGAGCGGCCAAGGUGACCCCACCACAAUUAAAUGUCGAAACAAUUUCGAAUUUCUCACAAAUCAGUGAUCUGGUAAUGACAACAAAUGCCGGCCACAAAAGAGAACGAACCGAUUCGAAUACCGAUAGCAAAAGUUUGGGUAGUUUAAGGUAUCUCGUAGAUCAGCCAGAUGAUGCCAGUUCACCUAAUAAAAAUAUACCGAACAUGAAGAAGGCCAACUUUCAAAUAUUAUGGAAGAGCUUAAUAGAAAUUCUAGGCGAACAAGAUACGGAUAUGUUGCAAUCGUUUGAAAAUCUUAUUGAAUUGGGUAAUAGCAAUAUGAAGAAAGACUCUAGCUUAGAAAGUUUUACGCAACUAAAUUUAUGUAGCGGCGAAGAACCCGAUUCAAAUGGUAAUCCUACAACACCUAUUGAACCGCCAUCUACGACGAAACUUUUUCUAGAUUUAGAACAGGAAUUACGUCAAGCCAAUGCUGCCAGCAUGUUAAAGUCGAAUAAACACAAUUCUGAUAGUAGUAACAGUUCCAGCGAUGACGACUUGUGGGAAAUUUCGAUCAAUCAAUUUAUAGCUACCGUGCUAGCAGUAACCAGUAUAGUUAAAGGAUUCUAUGUCCGCACUUCAAUCAAAGAGAAAAUUGAAAAGAUGCAAAAGAAUCGUCGCAAAUGCAUAAUAUCGAAUUACUAAAUAGAAAUCCGAAUUAAUUUGAUUUGCAAAAACAAUAUAUACAUUUUUUUUUUUUUUGU
Messenger RNA from Glossina fuscipes, 4347 nucleotides. RefSeq names its product TBC1 domain family member 9 (gene Tbc1d8-9). The transcript is spliced from 12 exons. Gene Ontology annotation, molecular function: calcium ion binding. Bases 449 to 4288 code for a protein of 1279 amino acids. The record is from RefSeq and is a predicted model, not a curated record. NCBI's taxonomy places the organism in Eukaryota, Metazoa, Arthropoda, Insecta, Diptera, Glossinidae.